CGUGCUGACGGCGGCGGUAGCCGUAGCGGCGCAGUCCUCGUCCGGCGCCCGCGGCGCCCCCGCUACGGCCCCGAGCGGCCUGGCUGCGGGAUUGGUGCGCAGCGAUGGCACGACCGCCCCGGCAGCGCCCGGGGGCCUGGGUGCCGCUGCUCUUGCUGCUGCUGGCGGGGCCCACCGCUUGCGCCGCCAGCCCCGCAGACGACGGCGCGGGCCCCGGGGGCCGGGGACCCCGGGGCCGCGGGCGGGGGGACACGGGCGCCGACGAGUCGGUGCCGCGCCACGACUCCUCCUAUGGCACCUUCGCCGGGGAGUUCUACGACCUGCGCUACCUGUCCGAGGAGGGUUACCCUUUCCCUACUGCUCCUCCUGUGGAUCCAUUUGCCAAAAUCAAAGUGGAUGACUGUGGAAAAACUAAGGGAUGCUUUAGAUACGGCAAGCCGGGCUGUAACGCAGAGACCUGUGACUACUUCCUCAGCUACCGGAUGAUAGGGGCCGAUGUGGAAUUUGAGCUGAGUGCUGACACAGAUGGUUGGGUGGCAGUUGGAUUCUCUUCAGACAAGAAAAUGGGUGGUGAUGACGUCAUGGCCUGUGUCCACGAUGACAAUGGCAGGGUCCGCAUACAGCAUUUCUAUAAUGUUGGCCAGUGGGCCAAGGAGAUCCAGAGAAAUCCUGCCAGAGAUGAAGAAGGAGUCUUUGAGAACAAUCGGGUCACCUGCAGAUUUAAACGCCCCGUGAACGUUCCCAGAGACGAGACAAUUGUCGAUCUGCAUUUGAGUUGGUAUUAUCUGUUUGCCUGGGGUCCAGCCAUUCAGGGCUCUAUCACCCGACACGACAUAGACUCACCACCGACUUCAGAACGUGUUGUCAGUAUUUACAAGUAUGAAGACAUUUUUAUGCCAUCAGCUGCCUAUCAAACCUUCUCCUCUCCAUUUUGUUUGCUUCUCAUUGUUGCCCUGACCUUCUACUUAUUGAUGGGAACCCCUUAACUACAGCUGCAAAGCCAACAUAUUAAAUAGAUUAGAAAGUCUUUAGUAUAAAUAUAUUUUUAAAGAAUAUGCAGUAUCAUUUUAGCUUUUCUUAUUUAAAAAAAAAAAGACUCCUAUGAUUUCAGUUCUUUGGAAGAAAGAGCAAGCUGCUUUUCUAAUCAAAGAGGAUUGUUUAAUAUUGAUCCCAUACUUUUGGAAAGUACUUAAAAUUUUUUCUAAGCACUUUCACAUGUGUUUUUUUAUUUGAGCUUCAUAACAUCUCUGAGUUGGCUUGAUUGAAAAUUGUUAGGGCCAUCUUACUGAAUGGGCUUUGAAGUUGAGGAAGCUGCCUUUUUUGGUGACCUGUGUGCCAUGUGGCCUUGGCUGCUUGGUCAGAUAACACAUAAUAAGGUAGAGAAAGAGCUAGGCACACGGAUGCUAAACGACCUUUAUUCUUCCAACUACAGCUCAGGAGAGUUACUUGGAGCAUUACUAAAGAGAACUUUACUGGGUGGCCCUUAGUCGGGAGAAGUUUCAAAUUUCCAUAAUACGUUUGGAUAUUUACACAGCUGAAGGGGAGAAUGGGAAAAUUUGCAAUGAUAAGAAAAUGGUCUGUACUUACUGGAAAUGUCUUCUCCGUCAGUGAGUAGUUAUGAGAAAAUAUUUUUUUAUUGCUGUUUGGGAAGGUUAGAAACAGAACUGUGAGUGUUCCUGAAGAUGUAAAACUCUAUUAAUGAUAAAAAAAAAAUAAGGGCAUUCUUAGUGGUUAGAAUUUAGACUCUUCUAUCACUGUAUUUUAUAAAUUAAACAGUUCAUGUAUGGUUACAGCUAAUUCUGUUGUCAGAGUCAACAUCUACUGAGUAUGGUUAAAUAUGUAUUAUAAUAGACAAAUCAUCCUAAUAAAAGUUUAAGGCAUUUUGAAAAUAAAUUAACAUUUUUGGAGAUUGUGGAGAUUUGGAAUAGAAACUUUUUAAAGAUGACAUUUCUUUUUUAAAUCAGAAAAUGGGAGAUGACUCCUGGAGUGAAUUCACCUAGAGUUUCUGUUCAGCGUGUUCAGACGUGUAGACUGGACCAGCAGUCGCAGAAGUUAUCCUAAUGCCUUGACUUAAUGCAUUCCCUUUUUUCAAAGGAACUCAAAUGUUCCUUUGUUGCAAAUGUCUGUUCAGAGGAGAAGAGUCUAUGGUAUCGUUGAGUAGCUGAUGGAUUUCUACUGACGAGUUUUGCAGUCCUCUGGCUUGUCCCCCUGCUUGUUGCUUUACAGCUGGAUUUGUGGAUUUUGUGAUUAAACAAGACUGGAGACUGAUUUCUAAUGCAGUCCUUGGAAUUCACCAUCAGGGUGAAAGUCCGCUUGGAGAGAGGGGUACCUUUCAAAUUGUGGAACUGUAUAAAAAUAAGGAAAAUAUUGAGAUUUUGUGACAUACAGUCUACCAAGUGAUGUCGGAGAAAGAAUCCUCAUUGCAGAUGGGGAGAGGUUAAAUGACAUUCGGUGAGCAGAAGAGCUGGGUAGGAUUCAAACUCAGGUCAUCUAGUUCAAGUCUGUGGCUCCACCUCACUGCCAUCGCCUUGGAAUGGAGCCCUCGGGUCCACACUGAGAGUGGCCAUUGCACACCUUCUAAGCUAUUGUGCUUGUUCAGUAGUGAGGAUAGAGCAUGUGCAGGCACCCACUUUGUAAAUAAGAAGGCAAAUAUUUUUCUACUUCACUCUCUGAUGUAUAUAGUAUUUUAGCUACACACAGGUUAAGACGAAAGAGAGAUGGGCCAGCCUCUGGAGCAGGCAGGGAAGGACUACCCUAACUGACUUUCACUCUUUUGCAUUUCAGGUCAAGCUAAUAUUUCAUGAAUUGCUUCCACUUUGAUAACCAGUCUUGCAUAUGCAUGCUUGGAACUUUCUCUGACUUCUCAUUGCCAUUAGGGUAACACGCAGUCCAUUUUGAUUACCCCCAAAGUCAUCUCUUGCCACCACUCCUCACUUGCUUCGUCCAUGCAAGACAGCUGCUCUCAGCUCCCCUCUCAUGGUGCUGCCUGUGCCCAGAAGUCUCCCACUUCCUGUGCUUGCUGAAUUCCUGCCUAUCUUUCAGGUCACAGCUUUAGUAUUUCUUCCUCCAGUCCCCUGGACUCGACAGGUGUAGUUCCCCGCCACGUGCUCCCACAUCACACUGGGCUUCCCCAUCCUGCUGUCCAUCACACUUUACUGCAGUCGCUUGCUUGCCCUGCCUUGCCAGUUCCCCGAUGCAGGGACCACGACAACCGUGAGUUGUAACAGACACCGCUACGCUGUUGGCACUCGGCAAACACUUGUUGGACAGAAAAAGCAAAUAAAACUGUACUUCCAUGGCAAGUCGCUUUGGUUCAGAAGCUUGUAUUUCAUCCACGAAGCCAGAAGGGCCAACAUUUUUAUUUUCUUCCUCCUGUGAUCCAACCAUAAGCCAUUUCUUGAGCAAACCCUGAACUUUCAAAACACAGAUAGGAAGUUGGUGCCAUUGUGCCCUGCAGUGAACCUUAAUUGGUAUUUUGAACAAUAAUUAUUGUUCGCAAAUAAGAAUUGACAAGCCAGGUCUGCACAACAGCAUUUGACUGUCAUUUCGGAAGAUCAUUAGUUUGCAGGCACACUGAAAUUAGAAUUCUGCAGAUUUCAACUUCAUUUAUUCUUACCUAAUAUGAGAAUAAAUUUCUGUUUUAUCUCUGUAUUCCCAUUUUCCAACAUAGUACUUGUAACAGGGGAGAUGCCUAACCCAUACACACACACGUGCACACACACACACACACACACAUACAUAUGUACAUAUGUGUGUGUAUAUAUAUAUAUAUAUAUAUAUAUAUACACAUUUAAUAAAAUGCCCAAGUAGAACCAUAAUAACAGCUAAAUGUAUUGAGUGCUGUUCUAAGCCCUUUAUGUGGAUUUAUCCAUUUAAUCCUCAUAAUCCCCACAGGAAGUAGAUUCCGUUAUUAAACCAAUUUUACAGAUGAAGAAACUGAGGCUAGUCAUUUGGCAUAGAUGACCAGUGCUGGCCGUUGAACCUACGCACUUCUUUUACAAAGGGGCAGCUGACGCCCACAUAGGUGAGAGGAAUUCCUGCACAUUCAUGUCCUUACGCACACUCAUUAAGUUGUUUAUUAAAUGGAACCCACUAAGCACACUCAAAUUAGAUGCUUUUCUCCCCUUUACUGAUUUACAGUAAAAUAAGAGGACUUUUAGAGUUCUGUUUAGGGAAAGAGGUACAUUUUUCUUUCUUAUAAAAAACAUCUAGACUCUUUAUCAGCCAUUUUAGUACUUUUAAUAGUUUUUUUUUUUAAAUACACAGAUUGGAUAAUAAUGGAAGAAUGUAUUUGUCUUAGUUACUUUUUAGAAGUGAUUUGCCGAAAGCCCCAGGUCUUCUCAUUUGGAACCCAAUGUCCUCUCAUUGCUCCGCUGUGGUCACAAAGCUGAAUUUAUAACCAUGAUUUCAGACAAAAUGCAGGAGCCGUAUUUAAUGAUCUUAAGCUGGCUUUUGUCAUUAAGGACACCAGAAAGAUUUGACAGCUCAGGGAUGGAUUUUUCAUCCCAGAUGGUUCUUACUACAACUGCUGUAAUUAAGUUUCCUGUCUAUAUUCUGGAUUUUGUGCUUCCAAGAUGUUACCACAGAGGUUGUGUGUCAUUCUCAGGCCUAGGCUGAGGUCUGCAAACCUUUUCGGUAAAGGGCCAGAUGGGAGAGAGUUUUAGGCUCUGCGGUCUCUGUUUCAGCUGCUCGUUCUGCUGCAGUAAAUCCAAAACUGGGUAAGCAGCACUUUUAAUUUCUUUAAACUGUGGCAAUCAUGAAGGACUUUCACUGCUGAACUUCUCUUCAUGGUGGGGAUUUCAGUGUUUCCUAGUAAUUCACUUCCCUGUAGAUUUCUUUUUAAGCAUUAUUUAAAUCUGUUAUGCCCAAGGGAGAGUUUUACACACGUGAUUAUGGCACCUUGCUUGUGUAUCUUAGUGGAAAAAUGUUUGAGAAUCCCUUCCCUAGGCUAGAUGCUGAGAUGUGUAUAGUUGGUUGUAUAUAAUUGUAGGGUAUAUCCUUGUUCUCUAAACAACUGGUUAUGAUUAUUCUCAGUGUGUGUGUGUAUAUAUAUGUUUGUACAUACAUGACGAGGUCUGCGUGUGUUUGUACAUAAACGCCUGUAGACACAUGCCAUGCCCACGUGAAGGUCUUUGUCAGGAUUGUUCCUGUUCCUGAUCUCUUGAAUCCUCUAAACCGCGAGAGAUACAUCUUUGUGCCUAUUACAGGCAAAGCUACCUUUGAGUUUAUAGGAAUUUCGUUUGUAGAAAGGAUUCCUUUAUGAAGCCUUCCCUCCUCCACUCAACCAGAUAAUGAGUUGUUAAGAAUGUACAAAGUAUCAUUGUUGAGUUUGACUUGGCUAUAUUUUUAGUUAAGAAACUAAGGCUGAGGUUAACUAACUAAAUGGCAUGUUGAUAGAAGCUAUACAUAUUUUGUAUUUAGAUUCCUUAUCCGGAUAUUUAGUUAUUUCAAGUUGGACUUCCCUGUUUUCAUAUUUAAUCAACAACCUGAUUGUAAAACAACGUGCUAUUUUCGCAAAAAUAGUGGCUAUGCUAGUGCGAUUUUAAGUAUGUCUGCAGACUGAACCUUGAAGUGAAUCAUCAAGCUCUUUGAGAUUUUUCUCUUAAAAUGGACUGAUGCUUGCUGUUAGGCAAAUAGCUGUUGAGUUCCAUCCUUCUGGAGGGUAAGUGAUGCUCUAGGGUGGACUCUCAGCAGUGGCUGCGGCGUCCACCCGGGUCACAAGAGUCUGGUUCCACUUCAUCACGUGCAAUGUCCCGGCCACCUGGAUGAGCAAAUGCAGCUUCUCCACAUGCCUUAUUCCCACAGACACGUUGAUAUGCUGGAACAAUCUGGCUCCAGGAGUAUUAAUAUACUUUUUUGAGACUGUCUACAAAAUACUAUUUUGUAAAAACGAUGCCUUUACAUAGACACUGAUGGGUUAUAUUUGUUUUAUAAUAAUUGUGUACCUAAUGUUCAACUGCAAUUGAUUUUGAGACUUAUGUAUAUUUAUAAGCCUGUCCUCUGUGAAUUUUUACUCUAAGAUAUGAUACCUUACUAAUAAAUACAUGGAUUUCUAUUUAUGUAAAAUAAUUGUAGCAAUAUUCCUAGAUGCUACCUAAAUGAUUGUUCUGUCCAUUUGCCAUCACAAAUCCUUUUAUGUUUAGAGAAUUAUGUUACAAUUAGAAUAUGUUAACUAGAUAUAAACUUUAAAGUAUAAAUUCUCAACAUGGUUUGAAAUUCUUCUUCCUGUUGGUACAAUUAAAGUUAGUUUAUAAUUCCUUA
Messenger RNA from Mustela erminea (ermine), 6261 nucleotides. RefSeq names its product ferric chelate reductase 1 like (gene FRRS1L). The transcript has 5 exons. The coding region runs from base 105 to 986 and encodes 293 amino acids. Gene Ontology annotation, biological process: regulation of glutamate receptor signaling pathway. The record is from RefSeq and is a predicted model, not a curated record. NCBI's taxonomy places the organism in Eukaryota, Metazoa, Chordata, Mammalia, Carnivora, Mustelidae.